AUCCGAGGAGUAUUAAUGUGCAAACAAAACUAUAAGGAAAAAUGCGAUGAGUACAAAACAUAGAGGGACUACAGUACAAUUAAAAGAGAAGAAAACAAAAUUAAAGGGUUAGGGUUCUUGUUGUGUUCACAAACGCAAGGCACUAUGUCUGAUUCGAUGGGGGAUGAUAGCGAUGAAUCUGAUUCGAUGGGGGAUGAUUAUGUGUGUGAUUUACCAGAUUGGAGAACUACGCUAGAACCUGUGCAUAUGAAAUACACGGAUGAGGAUGAUGUUGAUGGGACAAGGUAUUAUCCUUGUAUAAGACGCCAUGAAGAUGAAGAGCCUAAGAUCUCGCCGGAGGAUGAGUGUCUCCUCAUGGAGAAGCAAGUCGAAGAGUCCAAGGGUUUUGACAUUGAUUUCGCCAAGUUCCGCUGCGUUUUCAAUUACAAACCAGUUGAUCUCGAUCUUGAAAACCAGUUCGUUUUGGAACCAGAAACCACCAGAGGGUUAAUAGACAAGCUUUCUAGGAAAUCCCUUAAGAGAUUCAAUGAAACAAAUAGUACAAAAUAUGAAUUUGUCAAGGUUAUCAAAGCCAAUUAUCACUUCUCUGCUGGCAUCAUGUUUUACAUUACCUUUCAAGGUAAGCUACUUUCCGAUGACGACUCAAAACUGUUCCAAGCUAAGAUCCGCUCUUGCGGUCGUAGCACCGAUAUUAUCUCAUGCGAACUCAAACCUGAGAAAAAAGCUACGUUUCAUCGAUAUCUUGUUAUCAAGUAAAUCAAUCGAUGCAUCGAUCAAUAUGUUUGAAAACAACUGAUCGAUGUAGGAGAAGAUAAGGCGUUGCAGAUCGGAGCCUAGUGUUUCAUUGUAUCCGAAGCAUGUAUACUGUUGUGUGAGUCGCAAUACGCUUUAACUUUGAGAGGUAUUUGGAAAAGCUGGUGAUAGCCACAAGCUAAGGAAAGAUGAAACUUGGUACAAUGUAUUUAUUUUAAUGCUCAUAACAUUGUAACAGAUCAAAGAUCACAACUAAACAGCAGCAGAACAUUAAAAUCAAGGUCAUACAUGCACUCGCUUCUAAA
Molecule: messenger RNA, 1058 nt
Organism: Arabidopsis lyrata subsp. lyrata
Lineage: Eukaryota; Viridiplantae; Streptophyta; Magnoliopsida; Brassicales; Brassicaceae
Exons: 4
Coding region: 145-756 (203 amino acids)
Molecular function (GO): cysteine-type endopeptidase inhibitor activity
Source: RefSeq, a predicted model, not a curated record